Messenger RNA from Triticum turgidum subsp. durum (durum wheat), 438 nucleotides. The record is from the annotation of a GenBank genome assembly. NCBI's taxonomy places the organism in Eukaryota, Viridiplantae, Streptophyta, Magnoliopsida, Poales, Poaceae.
AUGACGACCCGCUUCAAGAAGAACCGGAAGAAGCGCGGCCACGUGUCCGCCGGGCACGGGCGUGUGGGCAAGCACCGCAAGCAUCCCGGAGGCCGCGGUAACGCCGGAGGCAUGCACCACCACCGCAUCCUCUUCGACAAGUACCAUCCCGGCUACUUCGGCAAGGUCGGUAUGCGCUACUUCCACAAGCUCAGCAACAGGUUCUACACCCCGACGGUCAACGUCGAGAGGCUCUGGUCCAUGGUGCCGUCCGAGAAGGCGGCCGAGGCCGGCGGCGACAAGGCCCCCGUGGUCGACGUCUCGCAGUUCGGCUACUUCAAGGUGCUCGGCAAGGGGAUGCUGCCGGAGAAGCCCAUCGUCGUCAAGGCCAAGCUCAUCUCCAAGAUCGCAGAGAAGAAGAUCAAGGCCGCCGGCGGCGCUGUCGUGCUCGUUGCCUAG